This is a messenger RNA of Camellia sinensis, 780 nucleotides long. NCBI's taxonomy places the organism in Eukaryota, Viridiplantae, Streptophyta, Magnoliopsida, Ericales, Theaceae. The record is from RefSeq and is a predicted model, not a curated record.
AUGGAAACCAGGGUUUAUUCUCGGGCUGUGGAAACAGAGAAUAUUGUCAGUGAUCCGGCGUCUGCAAUUCAGAUGCUGAAAACUGUUCAAGUUCCCGUCCAUCAAGCAUCUUUGCAAUCAGAUCAGAUGCAGAUGCAGCACCAACAACAAUAUAUUCAAGCAGGUGCCCAUUACAUACCUCAAUACUCUGCAGGCCCCAUGCCAGUCUCAUCUUACUAUCCCAUGUAUUAUUCAACUAUGCUUCAGCAGCAGACACAUAACCCUUAUCAGACAAAUCAGCCAUACCCAGUUUACUUAAUGCCUGUUAGGCCUCCACAAUCUUAUAAUAUGUCUAUGCAAUGUAAUUUAGUUGACACUGCAACUACUGCUCCGAGUCAACCCCAAAUGCUUCCUCCUACAUCCGUUAUCACACCUCCGGCAGCUUAUAAAGAGGUCAUGGCACCUGAAUUGACCACAAAAGUUUACAGGACAGUGGUGGGAGCAACCCCACUCGUUCAAGUACCAUCUAAUCAAAACCUUCAACCAUUGAUGGAUCUUUCUGAGACACCUCAUCCAUCCCAAUCUGUUGCCACUGCUGCAAUAGCUACCGCUAAUUACGAUAAUGAAUACGAGGAUGAUCUUGCAUACAAUCCAAUAUACAAAACUCAACCUUCUGUGCCUGCAUUGCUUUCACAGUUCCAAACCAUGAAUAAUGCUGGAACACUACUGUUAUCAGAGGCUUCGAAGCAGCCGCACGCAGACAAUGUUAAGCAGCAGGUUGGAACCCCACAGCCGCAAUGA